Messenger RNA from Agrilus planipennis (emerald ash borer), 2558 nucleotides. RefSeq lists its product as uncharacterized. Gene Ontology annotation, cellular component: cytoplasm; nucleus. Lineage: Eukaryota; Metazoa; Arthropoda; Insecta; Coleoptera; Buprestidae. The transcript is spliced from 15 exons. Bases 123 to 2519 code for a protein of 798 amino acids. The record is from RefSeq and is a predicted model, not a curated record. Gene Ontology annotation, molecular function: calcium ion binding; protein serine/threonine phosphatase activity.
UAUCUAAAAAAUGACAUUUUAACGUCAUUAAGUUAUCCAUUUCCUUUUUAAAAAUUUAAUUUUUUCUUAGUAGUUUUCCAAAAUAUAAGUAGAAAUAUUGCCACAACUUUGAAAUUGUUGAAAUGGAAUUCAAAAGCGUCGGAGAUAUGUGCGAUGUUAUAUCGCAUGUGGUUUUCUGUCCAGAUGACGGUACAAUGAUGGUAACUUCCGCCAAUAAGGAACUUUGGAUACCAUCAGUAAAAGUCACUGGAGCAUCAAGUUGGGAGAGCAUGUCCAACAACGAAUUAAAAAAUCUCCUAGGAAGUGUCACUAUCUCAUCUGAACGACUGACAUGCCUAUCAAAAGUAACUAUCCCCGAUUUAUCGGCAUCGACAUUUUACCAUUGUGUUCUAGAAAUCAAACUUAAAUCCGACGCAAAGAAGAAAAUUAAAACCACCAGUUCAAAGUAUCAAGGACAAAUAAGGUGGCUAAGAGAUAAAGAAAUAUUACAGUAUCUGUACUCGGAUAAUGUAUUAAGUCCUGAACUAGUGGAAUUUUGUCAACUGGCAAAGAGCUCAAAGAAUGACACUUCAUUUCCUGAUGGUGGAGAAGCACUGACAUUCAGGGCUAAUGAAUACCAUUACAAGGGAAUACUUUCUGAAAUAAAUGCGGAUACAUUGGUGACGUUGUCCGGUCAAACCCCUUACGAAUCGCUUGUUGAAGCAGCUUCAUUUACCAAAGAAGUGCAAACAACACUACUCAAAUUAUUUAUACUCUUCUGCUUUCCUGCCUUGUACAUGUGCCAAAGGAUUUUUACCAAAUUAAUGAGCGAACUUGGCUGGCCUGCAGAUGAAAUCACUUUCUUAUUCAGAGCUGCUGACACGAAUGGUCGAUCAGCUUUAUCCUUUCGGGACUUUCUGUACAUUUUAGCUGCUAUUGAACCUGGAACAAUACAUGGAGGCGGAGCUGCUGAAAUUCGGUGUAAAUUCAUAUUUCGAUAUUAUGACAGAGAUCGAGAUAACGUAUUAAGUCCUACCGAAUUUAAAUUAAUAAUAAGCGCAAGUAGAAAACUGAAAAGGCUACCAAUUGAUGCUGCAAGUGUGAAACAAGAAGCUGACUCUAUUUUAAAAACCAUCGGUUUGGGAGAAACCAGCAACGUAACAAUAGCUCAAUUUUUAAAAUGUGUCAGCGAUUUAAAGUUCCGUGGAACUUCGCAAUUGUUUCGUUUACAAAACAGCAUAAACGCCUACAUAAAGAAUCAGGGAACUAAAUUACAGGGCAACAUAAGUUCAAGUCCUGCAUUUUAUUCUAAAAAUACCGGUAACACAGCAGGAAAAGUCGCCGGACCAGUUCCUACCAUCGAAUACGUGUUUGCUCAACAUUCUCUCCGAAUCCUAGAAGGUGGAACUGAAAUCAACAUCCAGCAGUUAACUGAUAUCGAUACCGGUGUAUCAGCAUCAAGUACAGGAAUUGUCGGUAGUAAUGCCUCGAGACGCAUGUCACUUGAUCAAUUCAAUCAACAAUCGCUAACGAACGAGCUCAUAAAGUCGUUAAGAUUCCUGGCAUAUAACAACAAGAAAAAAUACGAACCGCUAAAACUAGCAAAAACAUUUCCUGACUACAAUUGGGGACCCGUGGAUCCGAGCGUUUUUUGCAGACAGCUGUCGCAAGUUUGUGAUUCGGUUAAGAAAAUUUUACGAGAAGAGAAGCGAAUGAUUUCUCUAACGUCACCUAUAUAUGUUUUAGGCGAUUUACAUGGAAAUUUUCCUGUGUUAUUGGAAUUUGAAAAAAGUUUUUGGUGUUUUGGACCCGCAUUAUGCCCUUGUAGUUUAUUGUUCCUUGGAGACUAUGUUGACAGAGGAGUAUGGAGUAUCGAAGUUAUAACAUACCUGUUAUGUUUUAAAGCGCAAUUUCCAGACAAAAUUUUUCUCAUUAGAGGCAAUCAUGAAGUAAGAGAAGUCCAAAAAUCGUUUUCUUUUUAUGAAGAAUGUAAUAAGAAAUUUGGCGAAAAACUUGGCCCAUCCGUAUGGAACCUCGUAAAUACUGUAUUUGAUGUCAUGCCAUUGGCUGCCACAAUAGAUGGUCAGUUAUUUUGUUGCCAUGGUGGAAUUCCACCCCCGUGGCUAUGUCCAACAAUAUCUGCCCUGUACAAGAUUCCCAUCGAACUGAGUAAACCCGCUGAGCAAAGUUCGCUAGCUUGGGAAUUAAUGUGGAACGACCCUGUAAAGCAGAACAGUCUAAAUGAGCAAGUUGCCAUGGAAUUGAUGGCCAAUGAAGGUUUUGCUAACAAUAAAAAACGAGGUACGGCACAUAUCUUCAGCUAUGAAGCACUAGACAGGUUUUUGAAUACAAACGGUUACUCAAAUCUGAUAAGAGCACAUGAAGUUGUACAAGCUGGAUUUCAAUUGCAAAUGAAAGGAAAAUUAUUGACAAUAUUUUCUUCUUCACAAUACCAAGGAGGUACCAAUGAUGCAGCUAUGAUACUUUGCGAGAGAGGCAGGCUUAGAAUCAUUAGAACAACUGGCAGUAACGUCCCUUGAUACUUAUUAUUUUUUGUAACAAUCGAACGUUUGUAUUUA